AUGAAGGCAAUUUUUCAUUUGGCAUGCGCGGCAUUGUACGCAUAUGUGGCCUACGAGGAUUCUAACAUCGUGUCCGGACCCCUUCUUCCGAUUCCAUACAACACUUUCUCCAGAUUUGUGUGGUUGACUAUUAUCGACCUGGUAAAACCAAAAAAAAUCGGAAUUUUUAAAAUUUUUGUUAUUCCAGUACAUGCAAACUCUGUAUCACACUGUCGGAUUUAUCCUGACCAUUGUGUCUCCGAACAAAAGACAUGUCAUCUUUGACUACUGGGCUCGCGCGCUCGUCGGACCUGUCGGAGUGGUAAAUCGCUCAUAUUUGAUGAUUUUCUUCCCAAUUUUAAACAUUUUCAGGCUAUGACCGUGCUUUUCUGGGGACUUUACCUCUUCGAUCCGGCUACGCUUGCUAAGGAUGAGAUGGCACGCAAGAUAUUGGCUCUUUUCUGGUUCAACCACGGAUUGGUACGUUAAAGUCGACUUGUGAGCACUCAAAUGAGUCAAUUUUCAGCAUACCCUGCCAGCAAUCACUGCUCAUUUGGAUCUUCUUAUCUGCAAACAUUCGAGCUUCUCCAGAAGUGCUAUUCUGAAGGGAAUUGCUACGUUCUGUACGCUUUAUCUUAUUGAGUAAGUAAAAGAAACGGAAUUGAAGGUUAUCGAUUUUUGAUGCGCUUAUCAGAAAUGCGGAAGCAGCUGGUUUUUAUCGUAAUAAUCACAACAAAUCAAACAAAAUUAAGUUUACAAGUCUUCCGGUAAAGUUAUCAACACGUUAACAUGCGUUUUAUUGAGCGAAUGAGUGCGGUUAUAACUUUUUUAAAUCAUGUCAAAGCGCGCGCAUAAGAAACCAAAAAGAAGCAAAGUGAUUUCAUGUCAGAUACAUUUUUGUCAAGAUAACUCGAAUAGCUGCUGUUUCUCAUCUAGACAUAGCUUUUUAACGAUGAAUUUGAGCAGAAGUUUGAGAAGUGUAUGAUUAUGUUAAAAAAAAUAACUUAAAAAUUUUUUUUCAGUCUCCACUACGUCUACUACUCUUCCGGUUUCUGGGCAUACCCAAUUCUCGGAGAGCUGGCUCCUCCGUUCCGUCUUCUGUUCAUUGCUGCGUGCAUGUUUGUCGUUUUCCUCGCUUACCUUUGGCUCUCCGUCAUUCACACUGCUGUUCAUGGAGAUGAUAAGUCAAAGAACAAGAAGAAGCAUUAA
Messenger RNA from Caenorhabditis sp. 36 PRJEB53466, 1188 nucleotides. The record is from the annotation of a GenBank genome assembly. NCBI's taxonomy places the organism in Eukaryota, Metazoa, Nematoda, Chromadorea, Rhabditida, Rhabditidae.